AUGGGCCCUGGACGCGCCACGCCCGCCGGCCAGGCUGGCCUCCUGCCGGGGCUGCUGCUCUUGCUGGCCCUGCUGCUGGGCUCGGCCGCAUGCCAGUCGGCCCAACCGCCGCCAGUCCCGCCGCCCUAUCUGCAGAUCCCCCCGCCGGGGUCCCUGUCGCCGGGCCACAGCCUGCGCUGCGACGCGCGCG
Molecule: messenger RNA, 190 nt
Organism: Fonticula alba
Lineage: Eukaryota; Rotosphaerida; Fonticulaceae
Exons: 1
Source: RefSeq, a predicted model, not a curated record